GCGCUGUUUGACCCGGAAGUGAUUACACGCAGUUGGCAUCUGGGUUUUCAUUUUAAAAAUGGCGACCGACAAAGGUUAUGUGUUUAUAUGUGUUAGCCUGAUGCUUGCGUUGCUUUGUACGCCGGCUCUGUCUCGGCUCCAUCACCUGGAGCUUAAGGAUGAUGUCCGUCAGAGGGUUCAUCUCAACACAUUCGGCUUCUAUAAGAACGGCUACAUGAGUGUGAAGAUGAACAGCCUGAGUGUGAGCGGAGCUCCAAUCAACAACAUCGACAGCUCCACAAUCGGUUUCAGUUUGGAUCGCACAAGCAGUAACGGCUUCUCUACUUAUCUGGACGAUGGCUUAGACUACUGUGUGCUGAAAAAGGUGCCCAGCAGUGAUUUUGCGGUGGUUCUCCUCCUGCUGGACUUCAGAAACAACCUUGUGAGGAUGAAGACGUCUGCAGAGGAGGGAAUGUUUCCUCACAUCGUUUCUGUGGUGCCAGAGACUGGAGCAGACGAACAGAAGUCCAAAGAGAAACCUCAGUCUGCUGCUGAGUCUAAAUCCAAGCGGGACGUGACUGAGAAUAAAGCUGAUGUCUCGUAUCCCCUGCAGGGCAAAGACAAUAAGUACUCCUUACAGUUUUACUUCAAUGUAACGACGGAGGAGCAGCAAGGCCUCUACAACUUCUACUUCCACAACUGCUUCUCCUCCACUGCUGCCAACCAGGAUGUGUCUUUACCGAACACACUCACUUUCAGCAUCGACAUCAACAUCGAGGAGAAGAAUCCGGACAGCUUCCUGUCUGCUGGAGAGAUUCCUCUCCCCAAACUCUACAUCUGCAUGUCUGUGUUCUUCCUUCUCAUCGGGAUACUCUGGGUCCAUGUUCUCCGCACGCGAAGAGCCGAUGUGUACAAAAUCCACUGGCUCAUGGCAGCUCUUCCAUUCACCAAGUCUCUCUCGCUCAUUUUCCAUGCUAUUGAUUACUACUACAUCUCCAACCAAGGCUUUCCUAUUGAGGGCUGGGCCGUGGUCUACUACAUCACACACCUGCUGAAGGGGGCACUGCUGUUCAUCACUAUAGCUUUGAUAGGGACUGGCUGGGCCUUCGUCAAACACAUCCUCUCAGACAAGGACAAAAAGAUCUUCAUGAUCGUCAUCCCGCUACAGGUCCUGGCAAACGUGGCGUACAUCAUCAUCGAGUCGACAGAGGAAGGCUCCAGCGAGUAUGGAUUAUGGAUGGAGAUCCUGUUCCUGGUGGACCUGCUGUGCUGUGGAGCUAUCCUCUUCCCUGUUGUCUGGUCUAUCCGGCAUUUACAAGAGGCAUCAGCAACUGAUGGGAAAGCUGCCAUCAAUCUGGCUCAGCUGAAGCUUUUCCGGCACUACUAUGUGAUGAUCGUGUGCUAUAUUUAUUUCACCCGCAUCAUCGCCAUCCUCAUCAAGGUCAUCGUGCCCUUCCAGUGGAAAUGGCUCUAUCAGCUGCUGGACGAACUGGCCACUCUGACCUUCUUCGUCCUGACUGGCCACAAGUUCCGUCCAGCUUCUUCCAAUCCCUACCUGCUGCUGUCUGUGGAGGACGAGGAGGACAUGGAGAUGGACGAUGUGGUUACUACAUCUACAGCCAUGGGGGAAGGUGUGAAAAAGGUGAAGAAGGUGUCAAAUGGCCCAUCAGAGGAGCGGGAGAGCAUGGCAUGAUGGGAAAUGUAGUUCUUCAGGGACGUGUCUGGACUUCAUGGCGGGCAUUUUAACCUUCGCUUGUGGAGGACAUGGUGAAAAUUCCCACUGGAUGCGCUCAUGCUGGGACGUGGUGUAAUAUCUCUGGAAAUGUUCUACAGACAGUAUAAAGACUCACUAACCUCCCUUUCUCAGUAGUUCUAAUGGAAAAUGCUUGGUGCUGUGCUUUGUCUUCAGUUGAUGCAGGUUGUUUUGCUUUUAUUUAUUUAUGAUUGUUUUUUUAUUGAUGGUCUCUUGAUGGCAUUUUUUUUUUCUUCUGGCACUUUAGCCAACACACUCCAAGCAAAUCCUAGGUCACUGUCGUGUCACUAUGCAGAUUCCUCGGUACUCCAGAGCCUCGAGUUUACUUACAGGUCUUACGAAUUUGAGUUUCUUUUCUUUUGGCUGAAAGUGGCGUAAAAGAUAGGCUGUAUCUCCUGUAUAAAUGUACAGAUCUGAGACAAUUGUACAGACACAAGAUUUCCUACCUUAAAGGAUGAACCUUGACUUUGUCAUGUUUUCAGUGGCCGUUUUUAUUUCAGGUUUAUUUGGACAUUGAUAAUGUUAUAUGGGGGAAUCUAAACGUUUCAUAUGUGGAUAUUGCAAAUGAAUACACUGGGCUGUAUCUUUUAAAAGUACCAAUAAUUUUAAUAAUGUUUGAAAUCAUGAAUCUUAAGUUAUCAUCAGUAUCAGUUAUGAACGUGUUUUAUUUUAAUGCUUAAAUAUUUGGCUUAUUUUCAGAAACCUGUCGGCUAGAUAAAGUGGUGAUAUAUUCUCAGUAUUAAAUUGUGCAAUAGUUUGAUUUUUGUUGAAUUGUGUCUACAUUUGUUAAUCUGAAAUUGAAAGAUUAAUGGGUGUUUUUCCGAUCUGUGUGAUGGCGAGCAGAUAUCAGGGACAAAAGUCUAAUCAAUCAGUCGUCUCUGCGCAUUUUCUAAAACGCAGAGUAGUUGAGGAGCGUCAUUAUAUUCAUUUUCAUGUCACACUGAAAGAUUCAGGAUGACACAAAUGGAUGCUCUCCAACACCCACAUGAGAUGUUUUUAUGCUUGUUAGUAAAGGCCCUUAUGCCCUGUGCUUGUGUUUAUAUGGAAUAUCACUGAUAAUUCUUACUAUAUAGAAGGUUUUAAAAGAAAAUAUCUAAUUUGGCUUCUUCACAAUUACAAUAAGGGUUGAUACAUGAUUAAAGUCAGCCUUUACAAGACAUUUUGUUGAAUAAAUGUCAGUGUUUAUUUAAAUUUAUUACCAUUUGCUUUUAGCUGCUACAUUCCAAUUACAACAAUAGUUACACAAGUCAGUUUUUCUCAUUGCUUAUGAUAACCACACAUUUUGCCUUUCUGUGUUUUGAAAGGUCUGAUAUGUACAUUCUUCUCAUAUUUUCAGGGAAAUGGUUUAAACCAGUAUUUGAUCAUUUUGAUGUGGACUUUGUUUGCAUUUUGGAUUUUUGCUGUGUGGUUAGGUUUUCAGUCUUUGAAGGAUUAAAGUAAUAUAUGACCACUU
Pangasianodon hypophthalmus (striped catfish) is the source of this 3185-nucleotide messenger RNA. RefSeq names its product G protein-coupled receptor 107 (gene gpr107). The record is from RefSeq and is a predicted model, not a curated record. Gene Ontology annotation, cellular component: Golgi apparatus; membrane; clathrin-coated vesicle. Gene Ontology annotation, biological process: clathrin-dependent endocytosis. NCBI's taxonomy places the organism in Eukaryota, Metazoa, Chordata, Actinopteri, Siluriformes, Pangasiidae. Bases 59 to 1672 code for a protein of 537 amino acids. The transcript has 18 exons. Gene Ontology annotation, molecular function: clathrin heavy chain binding.